Messenger RNA from Angiostrongylus costaricensis, 1182 nucleotides. The record is from the annotation of a GenBank genome assembly. Lineage: Eukaryota; Metazoa; Nematoda; Chromadorea; Rhabditida; Metastrongylidae.
AUGCACCGUGUAGUGAUCACGGGGAUAGGGGCUAUUACUCCGUACGGUACAGGUGUGCAGCUGUUCCAAAAAAUGUUGCUGGAAGGACGUUCAGCACUGAAGUUCUCGGAUCAAGUUUUAUUUAAGGUUGGAGCGAUUCCAGAAGACGCUGUUGAUUAUAGUCGGUGGAGCCCCGGUCAACAACGUGAAAUGAGCAAGGCCAGCCAGCUGGCGCUUUUGGCCGCUGAAGAGUCCCUUGACCAUCACGACACUUUCGUUAACAUUGGUACCGGCGUUGCCGAUUUGCUCGAGAUUGCUAAAACAUCGACAUUGGUACAUAGUGGACAGUCAAGGAAAGUCUCACCUUAUUUCGUCCCACGAAUCUUGACAAACUUACCCGCGGGAUACGUUGCCAUGAAGUAUCAUAUGAUGGGCGGUGCCGAAAGUGCUUCAACUGCUUGUGCCACUGGUCUUCAUUGUAUCGGAAAUGCAUUCAACGCUGUUAGACAAGGCUGGGCACGACGUGCCAUUGCUGGUGCGACAGAGAGCUGUGUGAAUCUGAUAGCAUUGACUGGGUUCGAUAGAAUGCGAGCUCUCUCACGUGGUAAAGAGCCAUCUUGUAGUCGUCCGUUCGACAAGAAACGCGACGGUUUUGUGCUCAGUGAGGGAGUUGGUCUGGUAUUACUGGAGCGACUGCAGGAUGCUGUGGAUAGAAAUGCUCCUAUUUUGGCGGAAGUUAUGGGAUACGGCAUCUCGUCGGACUGCUACCACAUCUCCAGUCCAGAUCCGUCAGGCAUAGGAGCACGAUUGUCAAUGCAGCGAGCUAUUCACGAUGCAAAUCUAUCCCCUGAUGAUAUUACCUAUGUGAAUGCUCACGCAACGUCAACACCGACCGGAGACACAGUUGAGGCACAUGCUAUUCGCGAAAUAUUCAGAAAACGAAAAGUCUUCGUGUCAUCUAUUAAGGGUCACAUCGGUCAUCUUUUGGCGGCAGCCGGGGCUGUGGAGACAAUCGCGACAGUGGAAGCGAUCCGCAGCGCGACGCUGCCGGCGAAUCUGAAUCUUGAGGAAUCCGACGACGACGAUGGCGUUAUACUUCUUCGUCAGAUCACUGAAUGGCCGCGUCCGCGAACGGCCAUUGUAAAUUCGUUUGGUUUUGGUGGAACAAAUGCAAGUAUUGUGAUAGCUGAGUGUCAACCAUGA